Molecule: messenger RNA, 630 nt
Organism: Trichoderma citrinoviride
Lineage: Eukaryota; Fungi; Ascomycota; Sordariomycetes; Hypocreales; Hypocreaceae
Product: Fcf2-domain-containing protein
Exons: 2
Coding region: 10-630 (206 amino acids)
Biological process (GO): RNA processing
Cellular component (GO): nucleolus
Molecular function (GO): RNA binding
Source: RefSeq, a predicted model, not a curated record
CAUCGCCAUAUGAUGGCUGAUUUUGUCGACGAUGCCGUGCAGAAGCUUCUCCAGCAGGCCGAGGAGCGCCUCAGCGGCGGCCGCAUAGUCGCGAAGAAGCAGCAGCAAGCGUCGACAGAUUCCAAGACGGCGGCGGCGGCGGCUUCGACGACGACUGCCCGGGCAGCAGUGGUGGGAGAGGCUGUCGACGCCUCGUUGUUGCCUCCUAAGCAGGAGAAGACGGAAGUCCGCGUGCCGCGACCUCAGGGAGCAGCAGCACAGCGGAAGGGUAAGGACACAGCAGGCGCCGAGUGGUUUGACCUCCCCAAAACCGACAUGACGCCAGAGUUCAAGCGAGAAUGGCAGCUGUUGCGUAUGCGAAACGUUCUAGACCCCAAGCACCAGAAAAAGGCCCUGCGGGCGUCCGCCCCCCAGUUCUCCCACGUCGGCAGAGUCGUGGCGAGCCCGUUCGAGCCGCGCAGCGCAAGGCUCGGGAGCCGAGAGAAGAAGAAGUCGUUGCUCGAGAGCAUCAUGUCCGUACACAACGACUCAAAGCUCGACUCCAAAUACUCCUCCGUCCAGGAGAAGAAGAAAUCAGGGAAAAAGGCAUACUACAAAUCCGUGGUUGCCAAACGACGACGAAGAAACUGA